CCCGCCGUCGCCGCCGUCGUCCUCCUCGACACCGUCAUCGACGACGCCACCGCCUCGAUGCCGCGCAUCCCGCACAACCUCCUCCGCCUGCUUGCGCGGCCCGUGCGUUCUGCAGCGCUGCCCGCACCGGCUCACGUUGUACCCGCUGCACCUGCCGCGUCUGCUGUCGCUGCGCGCGUUACCAGCCUCUCCUCGGCGCGUGCAUUCCUCGCCCCGAGCCGUCCACAAGUGGCCACGACCCCCUCCGCUAUGCUUGCCUCGCUCUCGCCCUCUCUCUCGGGCAUGCAGCAGCUUCGCUUCCGGACAUUCGGCACGGAGUACCAGCCGUCCCAGCGCGUCCGCAAGCGGAGGCACGGCUUCUUGUCCCGUCUACGCACCAAGAACGGGCGCAGGAUACUCCAGCGUCGGUUGAAGAAGGGCAGGAGAUAUCUGUCCCACUGAGAAGUAGCGGGCGUUAUCCUUUAAGUACGACCACAGCUCACGUCAAAUGCGCGGUCGAGGAUACCUACAGACAACCAUAUCAAUGCAAGAGCGCUGGCUGGAGGAUGCACGUCGUAGCAGUCGUCGAUCAUUCCGCACGAGUCAUUGUUAGAAUUAGCACACUCUUGUAUUCGACCGUCAUCACACCAUGGAUAUCAUAGACGACCGCUCACUGGUGUCCCGGGAGUUUCUCGC
This is a messenger RNA of Schizophyllum commune H4-8, 675 nucleotides long. RefSeq lists its product as uncharacterized. The record is from RefSeq and is a predicted model, not a curated record. Gene Ontology annotation, biological process: translation. Gene Ontology annotation, cellular component: mitochondrial large ribosomal subunit; ribosome. The coding region runs from base 58 to 441 and encodes 127 amino acids. Lineage: Eukaryota; Fungi; Basidiomycota; Agaricomycetes; Agaricales; Schizophyllaceae. The transcript is spliced from 2 exons. Gene Ontology annotation, molecular function: structural constituent of ribosome.